This is a messenger RNA of Odobenus rosmarus divergens (Pacific walrus), 1082 nucleotides long. RefSeq names its product leucine rich repeat containing 23 (gene LRRC23). The coding region runs from base 53 to 1081 and encodes 342 amino acids. The record is from RefSeq and is a predicted model, not a curated record. Gene Ontology annotation, cellular component: cytoplasm. NCBI's taxonomy places the organism in Eukaryota, Metazoa, Chordata, Mammalia, Carnivora, Odobenidae. Gene Ontology annotation, molecular function: protein binding. The transcript is spliced from 6 exons.
GGAGGGUCACUGAGCUUGAUCUCUCACUCCAGAGCCUUCAGCAGGGAAAAAGAUGUCAGAUGAAGAGCUGGAAGACUUCGAGCCAGACCAGGAUGAUCUGGAAAAGGAAGAUGAUGAGAAGGAGACAGAAGAGUGGGAGGACUCCAGGAAGGAGGGAGAAGAGUACUCAGAGGAAUGGAUGCCCACCCCCCUCACGGAGGACAUGAUGAAGGAAGGGCUUUCUUUGCUCUGUAAGACGGGCAAUGGACUGGCUCACGCUUAUGUCAAGCUGGAGGUUAAAGAGAGGGACCUGACAGACAUCUACUUGUUGCGGUCCUACAUCCAUCUGCGCUAUGUGGAUGUUUCUGAGAACCACCUGACAGACUUGUCCCCACUCAAUUACCUUACCCACCUGCUCUGGCUCAAGGCUGAUGGCAACAAUCUGCGGAGCGCCCACCUGAAUGAACUGCCCUACCUGCAGAUUGCCAGUUUUGCCUAUAACCAGAUCACUGACACUGAGGGCAUCUCUCACCCUCGUCUGGGCAGCCUGGAUCUCAAAGGGAACCGCAUCCGCAGGGUGACCGGUCUGGACCCCCAAAAGCUGAUCAGCCUGCACACACUGGAGCUUCAGGGAAACCAGCUGGACAGCACCUUGGGAAUCAACCUUCCUAAGCUGAAGAACCUCUUCCUGGCCCAGAACAUGCUGAAGAAGGUGGAGGGCUUGGAGCACCUAAGCAAUCUCACUACGUUGCACCUUCGAGACAACCAGAUUGAAACUCUGAGUGGCUUCUCCAAGGAAAUGACAUCGCUGCAGUAUCUCAACCUGAGGGGCAACAUGGUGACCCACCUCGGGGAGCUAGCCAAGCUCCGGGACCUGCCCAAGCUGCGGGCCUUGGUGCUGUUGGACAACCCGUGCGCAGAUGAGAAUGACUACCGCCAGGAGGCCCUGGUGCAGAUGGCACACCUCGAGCGCCUGGAUAAGGAUUUCUACGAGGAGGAGGAGCGGGCCGAAGCUGAUGAGAUCCGUCAGAGGUUGAAGGAGGCCCAGGAGCAGGAGGCUGAGGCUGAGCGCGACUCCAAACUGGAGCUGCCAUCCAUGUAGC